AUGAACAAAAAGGCUGGCCCAAUCAACUGGUGCGUUGGAGACGAUAGAAAGAGUGAAGCCGACACUUAGAAAUCCAUCUCCAUGUUAAAUUAACGCACUAUAAUAAAUCGGAUGAGUUAAGAGCUGUAGUCUAGAAGGCUGCUGACUGACUUACACCACGCUCCUUCGCAAGAUUGAGGGUCGGGCUGUAAUGUCUCCUUCGGGGUGUGGCCUUACUAGCAUUCUCAUCUAUUCGAGCCUCGAGCCGACCUUAUUUUAUCCUGCCACAUUUGGAGUGGAAGCCAGGUCGUGUCUGGCACUCGUCAACGGGUUGGAGCAUGGGAAAACACUCGCGUUGUUGACGCCUGCCCAAUAAGGAAGGGCGGCGAAUUCCUGGAGGCAAUGCACUCAGACGAGGCAUGCAUCAACCGGCAUAUCCAUCUAGAUGCCACAUACAGAAUUGUUAAGGACAGAUUCAAACUGACUCAAUCAAUCUCGAGAAGAUAACUUAAGCCAAUCAUAGAAUACUUUGUCGGACUCGGUCUAGAAGUUAAUUGUUCUCGCACGCCCGUCUUCUGAAACCGAGCUGGGGAACCCGUCUCGAAAAUUUACACAAUAAAGUUUACCGUUUCCCAAAGAACCCCAUAUUCCUAAAUAUAUAUGCUGGAAGAUGGACAUCAUAAGAAGUCUAAUUCGAAGAAAAUGAGUCCUUUGGGAAAUUGUACAAAAUUUAUUUCGUAAAUUUUGCCCAAUUUCCCAAAGGACUCAAUUUUCUUUGAAAUAUGUAUAUAUAUAUAUGUGAAGUGGAAAACGGGCAUCUGAAGAAGUUUACUUCGAAGAAAAUAAGUUCCUUGGGAAAGAUAAUAAAAUUUAUUUCGUAAAUUUUUGAUUCGUCCUCAAACAUGAAGCAAGUGUGCACAACAGUUAAAAUUCAAACGUGCCUAGGAAUCGGUAUUGCUCUGUCUCUCCUGCCAAUCAGCCUUUAGGCUGGCAUCACAUUUUGCUUGGCUAUCGCCAUAUCAUUUGAUGUGCUGGUUGAUGCACGAGCUGUCGGAAUUUAUGGCCCCUGAAAAUUCUCGGUCUUUCUUGGAGGAACGGAAACCUAUAAUGCGAGUCUUGUUCAAGGCAAAUUUAUGACCAGCUUCCAGCGUAUGAAUGUCAACUUGGGACAAGUGUGGCGGCAGAUUUUCUUGUUUGACCAGAAUGAACUACAUUGCGGGUAUCGCAUGGUAUCUAACAGACGACUUCUUUCUUUACUCGAUAGUCAAUCCUAUUCUUAGGGUGUACUGGCUGGUUACGAAGUGUAGUCGUCGGUUUGUGCGCCAUGUGUAUCUGGUGAUUCCUCAGGUGUCUUUUAACUAGUUCGAACACAUCGUUAAUUUACGGAAGCGUUCGCCACUUUAUUGGUUUGGAUGCCUGAUCGGAAGAAUCUACUUUCUUGUCUUUUUCUUUCAACUUCUGUUGUCUUGUGCAUCGAUUUACGAAAUCUCCCGGAUGCCCAUUGUGGGAAAGCAGUUUGAACAAAUAAUUCAAUUCUGUUUGGUAAGUUUUGUUGUCAGAGCAGUGAGUAUUUGUUUGAUUAAGGAGGCUGUUCACGUCACCCCGUUUGCGAGAGAUUGGGUGGUUGCUAUAAGUAUUGUGAAAGAACCUCGCAUAAGCCCCCCUUUUGGUACACUGAUAUGUGCACACUUGUAUCACAUCUGAGGACGACCUGGGGGACUAGAGUCGACAAUUUACGAAAUAAACUUUAUUAUCAUUUCCAAGGGACUUAUUUUCUUCCAAGCCUAUAUGUUGGAGUUACAUCCACCGAUCGGGUUACUUGGCAUGCUCUUCCAUUGUGCCUUGAAGCUCAACCGAGAGCCCGCGAAGACGGUCACGUAGCGACCAUAAAUAAGUUCCGGAAGGAGUACCGAAGAAGACAAAGGAGACUGAGAUAGUCGCUUCGGGCUUGUUGAUCGUCGUCAGUGAGCCAUACUCAACCCCAAGUUUGUGACACCCGAGAUUUGAACCCAGGAUAUUUGGUCAUUGAGUCGAAUUCUCUACCGUUGAGCCACGUGCUUUUUGUCCUGUCGGUUGCGGUUGGGAAUAUUAGCUACGCUGGAGUUGCGUUCAUCGGUCUGGUUGCAGAACUCAAUCUAGAGCCCACGAAGGCGAUUGCAUGGCGGUCAUGCAUACACGCGGGAGGGAGCGCCGAUAGCAACCGACAGGACAAACCCGUGGCUCAGUAGUAAAGUUUUCAACUCAAUGACCAAAAGUCACCGGAUAGGAUCCCAGUCUGCCUUGUCUUAGUCGGUACUGCUCCCAACUUAUUUCCACGACCCCCUAUGCAGCUGCCUUCGUUGGUUCCAGAUUGAGCUUCAGGGCACAGCAGGACGAGCAUGUCCCGUAACCCGACCUGACUCAUUGUCGUCCAUCUGCCAAGAACGCACUUAGAUUUGUCCCCAAUUGGUUACGACCAGGGCGAGAGCUACGGUUACGGCCAGGUGAGGAUCAAUGUUGAUCUAGGGUUAGGGUUACGGCGAGGGUUGCGGCUUGGGUUAGAAAUACCGUUAAGCAAAUUCAGGGGCGGAUGACGCUAAGUCGAUCGAAUUGUUUCGCAUCUCUUUCCUCUCAGCAGAUACGUUUACUGCAUUUGCUUCUUAUCUCCCCAGGUACACCCACAAAAAUCCGGCACAGCGGCUGAUUCCCGUCUUUAUUGGGCACUAGGAUCCCCUACCCUAACCAAACUGUCACCGCCGCCGCCGCUGCUGCUGUUGUCAUGGCCGAGGAUGCCUGCAUACUGCGAGAAACGCGUCCCAAGUACUAUGGUACGCUGAGGGACGCGUCCUCAUCGUCUGCAGCGGUAACACCGUGUGCACACAAAUGCAUCCGUUACACUGUCCAACCCGGGGACACGCUCUCCUCCAUUGCCGUGCGCCAUGACGUGAGCGUGAGCCUGCUGAAACGGGUCAAUCGCAUGUGGAGUAAUGACGUGCUGGUGACUGACACCCUUCUCAUCCCCAUACCGCCCUCGUCCUCAGAGCCACUGUCGACCAACACAUCAUCCUCCUCAGCCGAUAAAGCUGCCGUCUCCACUGUCACUUCCUCCCUAGACGCUUCGAGACAGGCGAGACAUCUCGGCGGAUCUCGGUGAGCGUAUUCCACCUUUUGAUGGUUCUGUCUGUGGCAUCUCUUGUGUAAAAUGAGGUCUCCCGUGGUCUGACACGACAGUCGGGAGGUCAGCGUACUCACGCCAUUACCUGUUAUUCCAGCUACUGGCGGCCUUACGCGGCUCUGCACGUGUAGGAAAGUUAACCAACCUUUCGACUUUUGAAGUCGCUGAUUAAAAAAAAAGCGGUGGACGACUAUGUGGCUUGGAGCUUGAAUGGGAACGUAGUUGGCGGCCAUACAGACCUACUGUCUCCGUAACGAACCCCGUGCAGUCUUAGCCUGUGGCGCCGACCGUUGAUAGUUUACAGUGUCCUACGGACAGCACGUGCUCGAUCAAGUAAACAAGCGGUUGUAAUGCGUGGUCAGUCUGUCGUCUUACUCUCACAAGCGCCAUGAUGUCAAUCACUUCUUGUCGCUGUUCGCGUUAAUGGUGCGUAAGCCGACUGAAAAGUCAGUUUUCCAUGCGGAAGUAACUUCUGAAAUUGUUUUCCACCACCGUCACUUUUGAUACUUUUGCCCAACUACCUGUAUCUUAUCCUUUUCGGACCAUAGGUUGUCCUGCGUCGUCUGUGAAAGUUUGCUCACCUGAAUCCCCCCACCUGUGUUUUCGAUGCCAGGAAUGCAGGCUGGAGCAUCGGUUUUCUUUGCUUGAAGCUUCAAAUGUACACGCGAAAAGCAUGUGGUAUUUACUGGCUGCGGUUGCGGCGCGGCCGCAUGCCUGCCGGUGGUUGACAGUUCUCACGCGCCCUUCGGUACUUAUUUGGUGUUUGACUUAACUCAUACCUGAUCAAGCCGACCUCGACGAUGUCACGGACUGUGCCUCUCCAUGCCCGAUUAUCCGCGGCAGCGGAUCUGGGCAGCUUGACCCCCUCUCCCCUUUGGCGACGGAGAUUGAACACCGAAGGUCCAAGAACCACUGUGGCGGUCAAGGAUGUGAGAUCAACUUUAACCACACACAAUAAGCUCGUUUCGUCUAAUGUCGGAAGUCAGGGAGCUGUGAGGACUGGUUUAUUCUCUACAAAGGGCAGGUUGCCGUAAGUUGGCUGUUUGCUUGCAACAGAGAUAAGCGUCCGUUCACGGCGUGUGUCAGUCGCGGUGUGUAGUUUACGCGGGAGUGAAUGUCUGUGUCAGUAGGUGGGGGUGACUGGCUGAGUGUUGGUCGUGUGAUUGGACGGAUUAGGGGAGAAUUAGGGGGGACGCAUAAUCACAGGGGCUCACGGGUAUCCAGUCGGGUCGUCCGACGCGCGUGAGGUGAUAAUAGUUUGUGAGGGCAUCCGGGAGUCACUGCAGCUGGACAGGAGGGGCCCAGUUCCAGCCGGCGGGGUUGGUCGUGUGUCAACGGCCUGUCAACCAUUGUCCGGCCAUCGACCGACAAAGCGGGGCAGGAAAAAAGGGGGACUGGAGCGGCUGCUACAACACUUGCAUGUUUUGACGAACUGUGUUCAGCCAGAUUGUGGGUUGGCCUCCUCUUCGACAGCUCCACCUGGGUAACGGCGCCGAGUCGAGAGCAGAAACACGAGACGGACUACGAAACACGCGCCCAAACCGCAUCAGUUAUAUUUAUUAGAUGUCCCGGGAUAUCCGUGCAAUAUUAUCAUGGCGAGUGCUGCCAGUCUUAUGUGAGAUGUGGCCAGUGCACUUCAGUCUAAGGAUGAUUCUCAGACAGCGGUGGUCAAACACCUCCAGUUUUCGCUCUUCUCCCACGCUCAAAGCCCAACUUUUAUAACCGCUUGCAGGGUGCAUGCAGAUCUUCGUUGCACGGUGAUUUCGCGUCGGGUCCAUAGGCCCGCCAGCAGCAUCUGUCUAAAGAGCUCCGCUUACCGUCCACUUCUUCAAGUUAACAGCCAUUUAUCCCGAGGAUGGUCUUCUGCUGGUCGGGGAUGCAGCUCGAAAACACUCUGGUCCACCCAGCUUUUAUGGACAAACUGACGUAUUUUUCGGCUCCCUUCACCAGUGGCACUACAGACUCUAGAUCACCCAAACUUGAGGCUAACAAGGCAGUAUCGCCAGCGUAGUCGGGAUCAGUCAGUCGGCGUUCAGGUGUAAACUGAACACCGUCAAACCCAUGUAGGGCCCUUCUAGUAAUCGGGCUAGCGGCGUCGUUGAGCAGAAUUAGCGACAGGACGCAGCCUUGUUGCUUCAUUGUCUGUACGAAUACCGUUCAAACUCACAGUUGGCUUAUGAGUUUAGGUGCCAUAGUAACUAAUUAUCGACCAUGGGGUGGACUAUCGACGCAGGUGACGACCAAGAGAAUGUGCGUUAUGUGUGCACUUUGGGGCUGCCAUCGUCUAUUCCUCCCUAUGACCUCAAGAUCGCGACCAUGAUGUCGCAUGUUUUUAUGCCGUCACAUGAUCGGGGCAGCCCCCUUACAUCCUUCACUCUUUUUCACCCAUAGCGCGCGUGAUCAUGCCUAACGGCUUUUGGAUCGCAGAGUCUGCACUGUUCGUUCGUUAGCUUUUAGUUUCUGUGUCCCUCCGACUUUAACCGAGCGCUUGUUUUAUUUCGCGUUUUGAUGCAGUGCUCAAGUUCAACGAUGAACAGUAGCCAUCUCGUACAAAAACGCGCAUUUGCGGGACCUGGUUGCUGUGGAGACGCGUAAUGGUCCUUAGGUCACCAUCUUACGCGUCAUAGACGAAGUUCACACCAUAAGCUUACCAGUUUUACCAUGCCCUCCUAUAUCCACGAGCGUUCACAUCUGUGUAACGCUUAUCGCCUAUGCAGUGUGUGUGUGUAUGCGAAUACUUAAUCCGCUGGAUGACAAGCUAAUCGCAUGCCUGUUAAGUCAAAGGGGCUGUACUGUUUAGUUGUCGCACCCGGAUUAGGCCAGGCCGCGGGAUUGUCCCCCAACUGCCAGGACCAACGUCCGUCGAGUGUCGGUACACCCAUAGGCCAAUACACAAGUUGGCAACAGCUGCCCAAAAUCACGAAUGCCUCUCUCUCCCUCUCUCUCUCUCUCUCUCUCUCCCUCUCUCUCUCUCUCUCUCUCUCUUUGUCCAUGACCUUUUUCGUACGUUGCUGCUAAGCUUACCCAAGUUUUUGUAGUUCUGGGACUGUUACUUCCUGUUUCCUCAUAGGUGCUAGUCGUUUUCCUGCCGGGAAAUUCUCAUACCCCAGAAAUAUAAUCUGAAAUUUGUCUAUUCCAUUCUAACAAAAACGCUCAUUGCUUUACACACAUCCCACCCUCUUUCUAUCCAGUCCUCAGGCCGACCCCCUUCAACGGCCAUUGAACUCCUCGGCGGGGCCCUCUCAAAUGUCCCUUGAGGAACUCAUGCAGCCGCGGGUGGCAACCAUUGUUUCACGUCCCUCAGACUCCUCGCUGCACAGCAAUCCCCCGCUUCCAGAGCUUCACGGUCUCGAGAACUCCAACUUCGUCCUGCCAGACGAGAUUUUCCGCCUCUAG
Molecule: messenger RNA, 6529 nt
Organism: Spirometra erinaceieuropaei
Lineage: Eukaryota; Metazoa; Platyhelminthes; Cestoda; Diphyllobothriidea; Diphyllobothriidae
Source: the annotation of a GenBank genome assembly